AUGAUAUAUAAAAUAUAUCUACUAUAAUAUAUAAAUAUCUACCUAGUCUCUCUGCUUCACUACUGGAACAUGUUAUCAAAGAAGAGAAACAGCUAGAGAAGGGGCCCUUGAUUAAGUAAUUAACAAAUAGUUACUUAACUAACUAAUCAUGGGUUAUAUCGAUGGAAAAUGGGCACCGCUGAUCACGAUGACUGUGAUUCACAUGAUUAAUGGGAUGGUUAACGCUUUGAUUAAGAAAGUUCUUGAUGGAGGCAUUAAUCAUAUGGUCAUUGCUACCUAUCGUUUGGGUAUCUCCACCAUAUUUCUUCUUCCGGUCGCUUAUUUUGGGAACGGUAAGAAAACAAGGCCGAAGCUUACCAUAAGCAUUUCGUGCCAGCUUUUCAUCAGUGCUCUUUUUGGGGCGAGCUUGGUACUGUAUUUCUACUUACUCGGACUCACCUAUACUUCUGCUACGUUAGGAUCUGCUUUCUCGGCGAUAAUGCCUGCCCUUACUUUCAUUAUGGCUUUAAUAUUUAGGUUCGAGAAGCUAAAUAUGAAAACAAAAGUGGGAUACGGCAUCGUUCUUGGAACUAUGAUAAGCUUAGGAGGAGCUUUAGUUCUUACGAUGUACCUAGGCAUCCCGUUAACGAACUCUCAAGAACAAGCCUCGACUUUAAAACAUCUCACAAAACAUGCGCAUUGGACCAAAGGUUGUAUAUUUUUAUUCAUAUCAGUUAUGUUUUUCAGUUCUUGGAUGCUUAUACAAGCCAAAGUCAACGUGAAUUACCCUUGUCCAUACUCGAGCACCGUUAUUUUAUCUGCUUUCGGUACGCUUCAGUGCGCCCUUCUUAGCUUGAUCAAGACUAGAAAUGCAAAAGAAUGGAUCCUCAAAGACAGACUCACCAUCAUCACCAUCAUUAUAGCGGGUGUGGUUGCACAAGGAAUGUGUACGGUGGGAAUAUCAUGGUGUAUCAAACAGCGAGGACCUGUCUUUACCUCAGCAUUUACUCCUGUCAUGCUUAUGUCUGCAACCUUGUUUGAUUUCUUGAUAUUUAAUCGUAUGAUUUAUUUGGGAAGCGUAAUCGGAUCUGUGGUGGUGGUGAUUGGCUUAUACGUAUUUUUAUGGAGUAAGAGCAAACAAAUAAAUGACUGUGAGAUCAGUAAGUUACCUACAAACGCCGUGGAAGAAGAAAAGGAAGAUGAAGACCAUAAAAAUGUUAACAAAUUAGGCAAUCUUUUGGUUAUCCCCAUGACUCCUUGAUCCACUUCCCUAGCUAAACCCUAUAUACCUUCAACUAGAAGGGACCGAUAUGCCAUCUUGACAUUUCAUCAAAUAUGAACAAGAUUAGAAAUUCUCCUUUGAAUGUUGAUCGGAGAAUAUCAUCAUUUUUAUUUGGAUAGUGUAAUAUAUUUAUAUAAAUAAACAGUAUGGAAUAUGACUUCAAUAUACUAAA
Messenger RNA from Raphanus sativus (radish), 1433 nucleotides. RefSeq names its product WAT1-related protein At4g01450. Gene Ontology annotation, molecular function: transmembrane transporter activity. The record is from RefSeq and is a predicted model, not a curated record. Gene Ontology annotation, cellular component: plasma membrane. The transcript is spliced from 6 exons. The coding region runs from base 149 to 1240 and encodes 363 amino acids. Lineage: Eukaryota; Viridiplantae; Streptophyta; Magnoliopsida; Brassicales; Brassicaceae.